AUGUCCGCUAAGCGCCCACGGGCCCACACAAAUGGUGUCAAUUCGAGCGGCACUGGCCGUGAUAAUCGCAACAAAAGACCUCGCCCAUCUGAGCCAAACAGCAGCGAAGAGUCAUCCACCGACGAACGAUCUGGUGCAGCGAGCGGCAGCGAUACUUCGGACGCAGAAGACGAACAGGAACGGAAUGCACAAGAAAUAUGGGCGACACAACAAGUUCAGAAAGAACGGCGGGAGACUGCGAAUAGGCAAAAUAUCGCAACAGAUUCUGGUAUAAUCGAGGAGAUUCAGUGUAUAAACUUCAUGUGCCAUGAGCAUUUGACCGUCACUCUGGGCCCGCUCAUCAAUUUCAUCAUAGGGCACAAUGGUAGUGGCAAGAGUGCCGUACUCACUGCACUUACAAUAUGUUUGGGUGGAAAGGCUACAGCGACCAAUCGCGCACAAAAUCUCAAGAGUCUGAUCAAAGAAGGCAAAGACUAUGCCUCUGUUACUGUCAAGAUUAAGAACCAAGGACCACUUGCGUACAAGCCCUCACAAUAUGGCGACUCAAUCAUUGUCGAGCGGCACUUCAGCAGAUCCGGAACGUCAGGCUUCAAACUCAAGGACCGAAACGGCAAGCUUGUCACAAACAAAAAGGCAGAACUUGAAGACAUCCUCGACGCCUUCUCCAUGCAAAUUGACAAUCCCAUGAAUGUCUUGACGCAGGAUAUGGCAAGGCAAUUUCUCAAUCAUUCCACUCCCAAGGACAAGUACAAAUUCUUCCUCCAAGGCACUCAACUCGAGAAUCUGAAUAGGGACUAUCAGCAGAUUGAACAGUCUUUAGAAGUGAUGAAUGCGAAGGCCGAGGUCAAGGAGGCUGAUCUGAGUGUUCUACGGCGUCACAUGGAGGAGCUGGAAAAGAAGGCGCGGAGAGCCCAGAACCUAGAGUCUCUACGGGCCAAGGAAGCAAUUCUUGCAGGACAGGCUGCAUGGGCUCAUGUCCAGGAAAAAGAAAAGGAGGUCGCGGACGCACAGGCCGGAGUUGAGGAAACGCAGGCUAAAAUACGAGAACGGGAGCAGAAAGCGGCUGAAGCAGCAGAGCGUUAUGAACGUGCUGACCAGGCCUACGAGGCUGCUAAACAAAAAGUUGCUGAUCUUACGGAAGAAAGUGGACCCGUCGAUCGAGAGUUACAAGACGCCAGGGCAAGAUUUGAUCAGGUCAAGGCGGCGCUCAAGCAACUUCAAUCUGAUGAACGGCAAGCCCGAAGCGAGUUGACUGCUAAGCGAUCAGAAGUGGAGAAAUACGAAAAACAAAUAGAGCAAUACCGACAGCGACAGGCGCAAGCUGAUAACGGUCUUUACGCCGAGAAAGUCCGUGAGCGUGACGAAGCCAUGGUCGAGUGUGACAGAGCCAGAGAGGCGUACGCAUCUCAUGACGUUAGUCGCCCGCAACUGCUAGCCCAGCUUGAAGCGGCUAAAAAAGAGCUGGCAAAUGCAAAUCAAAAAGUCCAAAAUGCGCGCGAAGACGCAAAGCGCAUCCGAAGCGUCGUCUCAAGACUAGAAGGAGGCCAGGGUGAAUGGAUAGAUGGAUUUGCAAAUCCCAGUAGACUCAAGGCAUUACUGGACGCGAUCAAAUCUGAACGUCGGUUUCGAGAGCCACCGGUAGGACCUAUCGGCCAUCACAUAAAACUGCUAGAUCCGAAGUGGGGUCGCAUAUUGGAAAAACAGUCUGGUCAAGCGCUCAAUGGCUUUGUCGUCACUAGCAAGCAUGAUCAAAGUGUUUUGUCUACAUUGAUGAACAGGACAGGCUGGUCCGCACAAAUAUACAUUGGCAAACGUGCUCCGAUUGAUACAAGUAACCAUGAGCCUGACAAAGAUCUCUUGACAUGGAUGAGAGUAUUGACUGUAAGCGUAAUGUGUUUUGACGAUGACCUUGUUCGCAACCAGCUCAUCAUCAAUCAGUCAAUAGAACAAACUGUACUUUUUGAAAACAUGACAGAGGGCUUUAGGCUACUGAAAGAUGGUGGACCACGUGCCAAGAAUGUCAAAAUGUGCUUUACAUUCGCGGAUGGCGAUACCCGAAGAGGUCGAGUAUACCAUUACAGCAACAAUGGCCAAGUCAACGACAGUCCCAUCCUAGAAUUCAUGGGAAAUCUGCGCAUGCAAGUCGAUCAGAAUGCUCAAAUUCAAGAGGAGCGAACUCGCCUGACUCGAGUUAUGGCAGAGAUACAAGUUCUUGAGGGGAGUGCCAGACAGUUGCAAGAGCGGGUUAAUGAAUGUAAGCGUCGAGAAGUUGACCAUGAACGCGAGAAGAAAACACUCAAAAUUGUUAUGCAACAGGCUUCGGAUAACUUGGACCGGCUUGAAGGUGAGCUGAGCGAGGCUACUCCUGACGCAUCGGCCAUUGAGGUUGCCAAGGAAGCACUUGAGACUGCGAAAGAGGAAUUCAAAAGUCUCGAGGGUGUGUUUGAAGACAUAACAACUCGGAAAAUCGAACUGAAUGAGGAGAACCGAGCGAACAAAGAUGACAUGGACAGGAAAUUCGCUAAGGCCGAGGAACUCGAGUUCAAGCUGAAAAAGGCAGACAUUACCGUUCGCCAACUCCAAAGCAAGCGAGAGGAUGAGCUCCGGGAGAAGAACGAAUCUAUUGCCAAGGUUGAAAGGGCGGAAGCAGUGCGCAAGGAAUGGGAGAAUAGUGUGGAAGAGUUACGCAAAGAACUGGAGGAGGUAAUCGAAGGCGCUAGAGGUGUCUGCGCGGAGCGGGUUCCUGUGCCGGCAGGAAAGAGCUCUGAGGUACUUGGUCAGAUGCUGGCAAAGCUAGAGGCGACGAGGAAAGCGUCGGAGAAGGAACUCGGUGGGUCGCAAGAUGAGCUACUACGAGCGGCGAAUGAAGCGAAGAGGCAACACAAGGAUGCAAUGCAGGAAUUUGAUAACAUCAGGGAUUUGCGCAACCAACUGAUCACCACCCUCAACAAUCGACGCAACCGAUGGAAGCAGUUUAGGUCUGGUAUCUCUGUUAGAGCACGCGUCACUUUCAAUUACCUCUUGAGCGAACGAAAGUUCAGGGGCACAUUGAGUAUCGAUCACCAGAAGGCUCUUCUCGACAUCCAUGUUCAACCGGAUAUCAUGGAACGAAGUGGGGAUGGCAGGCAAACAAAGACACUUUCGGGUGGAGAGAAAUCAUACUCGACCGUGUGCCUUCUGCUCUCACUGUGGGAUGCAAUGGGCUCUCCGAUCCGUUGCCUUGACGAGUUUGACGUUUUCAUGGACAGUGUCAAUCGCGAACGGAGCAUGAACAUGAUUAUUCAGGCAGCGCGACGGUCGAUUGGCCGACAGUUCAUUUUCAUUACGCCUCAGUCGAUGAGCCAGGUCAACCAGACGUCUGACGUCAAGAUCAUCAAGAUGUCUGAUCCCGAGCGGGGACAGACGGCGCUCAGCAUGAGCCGGGGUUGA
Bipolaris victoriae FI3 is the source of this 3429-nucleotide messenger RNA. RefSeq lists its product as hypothetical. Gene Ontology annotation, cellular component: nucleus; Smc5-Smc6 complex; site of double-strand break. The transcript is spliced from 8 exons. The record is from RefSeq and is a predicted model, not a curated record. Bases 1 to 3429 code for a protein of 1142 amino acids. NCBI's taxonomy places the organism in Eukaryota, Fungi, Ascomycota, Dothideomycetes, Pleosporales, Pleosporaceae. Gene Ontology annotation, molecular function: single-stranded DNA binding; damaged DNA binding. Gene Ontology annotation, biological process: double-strand break repair via homologous recombination.